Molecule: messenger RNA, 981 nt
Organism: Botrytis fragariae
Lineage: Eukaryota; Fungi; Ascomycota; Leotiomycetes; Helotiales; Sclerotiniaceae
Product: putative bromodomain associated protein
Exons: 2
Coding region: 1-981 (326 amino acids)
Biological process (GO): transcription initiation at RNA polymerase II promoter
Cellular component (GO): transcription factor TFIID complex
Molecular function (GO): protein heterodimerization activity
Source: RefSeq, a predicted model, not a curated record
AUGGUCCCAGUGUCACGAAAACGAUCGACACCUACAUCCAGCGACGACGACAUGGAGGAGCCUUAUCGAAAAAGGCAACGCAUGUCGCCCGUCCUCCCGCAAACCCCUCCGCCCGAGCUCGAAUUGUCGCGUCCCGAUAAAAUGGAGUCUUCACUUUUCGACAGCGAUGUGCGGAUGCUAUUGCGGCGAUCGAUUUGUCAGACGUUGGAACACGUUGGGUUUGACCGGGCGACGGAAGAAGCGUUGGAGGCCAUGUGUGCCGAAGUCGAUACAUAUACGACGCAUUUACUUGCUCAAGUCACUUCUUCGAUGAAUAAUGCGAGAAGAAAUAUUCCCAUACCCCUCGAUAUAUCGUACGCGUUUAAUCGGUAUCAAUUGCCUCUCGCAUCAUUAGAACCGCAUCUGCGACCUCCAAUUUCCGUACCGAAGCUUGAAUUAGAAUUGGAACCUGUACCAAAGGAAGAUCCUACGACGAAGAAUGUCAUAAGGAUAUUAGGAGUGGAGCUUAAUGGUGAGGUGGAAAAGGAACAGAAACCAUACAUUCCAAAAGGAUUCCCCGCAUUUCCUAGUAAACACACAUUUAAAUGGACGCCCAAAGAGAGCGAACGCUUAACGGAUCCGCGAAAAAUCCGGGAGAAGGCUGCGGAGAAUGCCAAGAUGGGGGAGGAGGCUCUGAGACGACUGGUGAAGGUUGGGAAGGUGGGCAAAGAUAGGGAAAUGAAACGAAUGGCUGGCAGAGAUCCAAAGAGUAAGGAACGACAUGCGUUGUGGGAACGUACCAUGUUGGAACUGGGAAUUACAAAUUCGGGUAGUGGAAGUGGGAGUGAAAAUACAAGGCUGGCGCUAGAUGAUCGCAGUAUGGUAGUUAAUGCAGAGAAGCAGUAUUUCAGAAAAGGUGCACCGGCAAGAAAAAGAACGCAAUCACAGCCGCAGCCUCCACCUUCGCCUAUGGAUGAGGAUUUGGUGUCAUUAGAGCCGUAG